This is a messenger RNA of Monomorium pharaonis (pharaoh ant), 4928 nucleotides long. RefSeq names its product protein-tyrosine sulfotransferase (gene Tpst). The coding region runs from base 1444 to 2589 and encodes 381 amino acids. Gene Ontology annotation, cellular component: Golgi apparatus. The transcript is spliced from 11 exons. The record is from RefSeq and is a predicted model, not a curated record. Gene Ontology annotation, molecular function: protein-tyrosine sulfotransferase activity. Lineage: Eukaryota; Metazoa; Arthropoda; Insecta; Hymenoptera; Formicidae. Gene Ontology annotation, biological process: peptidyl-tyrosine sulfation.
UAUACCGCUCGUUCGCGCGGUAACCUUGCUGUGGGACGCGGCGCGUCGGACGCGCGUAUCGGUACGGCAUCAUCCCCAUCGUAUACCAGCGAAUCGCGAAUGUUGCGGGGAUUAAAAUCGUCACAGUUUUCAGUGUAUGUUUCUGUGUAUCUGUAGUGUAACCGUCACCGCGGUAUCGCGACGCUCUCUCGUCUCUCUCGCACAGAUCGAGUGAAGGUUAUGGUAAUUCCCGCGAAUUGAUAAUUGCUCGAUGUAGAGAACGAUCGCGUUUCGGUGAGUAACGAACAGUUAUGACAUCGAAUGUAUAAAACAUAUUAUAAAAGUGCCGUAUUCAGUAGCAAGAAUAUCGCAAGUGCAACGGAAUAUUUUCGUACGCCGGUAAUUUGCCGGGAAAGCUGGGAAAGAGAGGGGAGGAGAGAGAGGGAAGAAGCAGUCGUCCCGAACGCAUUCCCGGAAGUGCGCGACCGUUGUAUCUUAUUUUCGCGAAUAAAUAAACGCAAUACUGUAAGACACUCCACAUUUUCAAUAUUAAAAUACAUCGCACUCGCGUGCCAUCAAUGUGUGUCGUUAAUUGGCGUAAAUGUAAUCGUGUAAUCAAUCUCGAAUUUAAUACGGGAUAAAAAAAUUUGAAUCGAGUUCGACAUGCGUGGAUCGUGUACAUCGGUGACCUGUUACCGUCCGAGCAGGUUAGACUCGAUGCGCUGCGAGCGAUCAGCGAUAUCCAAUGAGAGCUCAGUUUCCUUCGAAUUAAUCGUCACAUUGGAAAAAGCGAAACGCUCGUCGUGCAUCGAGUCUAGCUGUGCCCGGAUGCAACAUAAUUCGGAGUCGUGAGCGUCCUCUCUUUUGUCUCCUUCUCAUCGCGGUCAUUCCACUGUACGUCGCGUAUGUCGCGAUCCUUCUGUCUUUCUCGUAGAGUUUGUUUUCUCGUCGUCGAGCGUCGCGAUAUGUGACGAAAGGAUGUGUGACGACGCGUCGAAGCGGUCGAAUUAACCUCGGAAUAUCGUGUCAAGUGUCGCCCGAUCGUCAUUAAUUAACUGUGUUUUCGCGAGUGAAUUUUGUGCAAGUGUGGAAUUCUAACCUAAGAGGAGGAGGCGGCCUGAGAGGCAUCGGGCAUCGGCGGAGCAACUUUGAGUUGGUGAUACACACAACUCCGCUGUGCAUCGGUGUUGGUGACUAUUAAAGCGUCGCUGAUCAUCCAUGGUGAGGCAUAUCCUGUCCUAAGAUUAAACGAUCCCGUGGAAGCCGUGCAUCCGACGAGGGAGCCCGAGGGUUGCGCCGCUUCUCGACGACGGGAUUGCCGUUGUUUGCCAUUGUCUCGCAAUAACCAACUAUUCCGGGACCAAUCCGAGACCAGCGGUCAAAUUGGGCGAAGUGGGAUACAAUGAGGUAGUAGACUGUCCACGGAGCACCUGGUGAGAGGCGGUUUUCAGCGCGACGGGUGAUAUGUUGCUGUCGAGCCGCGGCGGCCGAAAGGGGCCCAUCGUCUGCCUGGUGGGCCUCCUCCUCAUCUUUGCUCUUUAUCAGCUGGGCAUUAUCUGCGGCACCACCAGGUACAUGCCCACCGCCGUGAUGGUCAGCAAGGAGAAAUACGUGAUUGGGCCGUUCGAUCGCAAAACGUACACGUACGACCGUUACAUGCCGCUCAUUUUCAUCGGUGGCGUACCACGAUCGGGUACAACCCUAAUGCGUGCCAUGCUGGAUGCACACCCUGACGUGAGGUGCGGGCAAGAGACCAGAGUUAUACCGCGGAUUCUCCAGAUGAAGAUGCACUGGUCCAAGUCCGAGAAGGAAAACGUACGGCUCACCGAAGCGGGGAUAUCGAAAGAGGUGAUAGACAGCGCGAUAGCGGCGUUCUGCCUGGAAAUAAUAGCGCGACACGCCGAGCCCGCGCCGAGGUUGUGCAACAAGGAUCCACUCACCCUGAAGAUGGGCUCGUACAUCCUCGAGCUAUUCCCGAACGCAAAAUUUAUAUUCAUGGUGCGCGACGGACGCGCGACGGUGCAUUCCAUCAUAUCCAGGAAGGUCACUAUAACGGGAUUCGACUUAUCGUCCUACCGACAGUCUCUCAUCAGGUGGAAUCACGCAAUAUCCGUAAUGUAUGGUCAGUGCAAGGAGUUGGGACCUGAGAGAUGUCUGAUGGUCCCUUACGAGCAGCUGGUGCUGCACCCGCGCCAAUGGAUGAAGAAGAUAUUAAACUAUCUGGAUGUACCGUGGAACGAGUCCGUCAUGCAUCACGAGGAAUUCAUUAACAAACCUGGCGGAGUGCCUCUGAGCAAGGUCGAGAGGUCGUCGGACCAAAUCAUAAAGCCCGUGAAUCUGGCGGCGCUGACCAAGUGGGUCGGCAACAUUCCCGAGGACGUGGUGAGGGAGAUGGCAGACAUCGCGCCGAUGCUCUCCGUGCUCGGCUACGAUCCUUACGCGAAUCCACCCGUUUAUGGCGCACCGGACAGUUUAGUUAGCGACAACACCAGACGGGUGCUGGCCGGCGAAAAACUUUGGGAGGAGAAAGCGCGGGCGUACCAUCUAUCGCACAGGCCUAUUGAGAGCAGCAAUGAGGAAGCUGCUUCCAGCACGGCUCCAGUCGCGUGACCCCGCGUGAUUCUCGUAGGCGCGAGCGACACGUAACCGAUUACCAAAUCCCAUCAAUUUAGGAUUCUCGUGUAUGCGGAAUCUACCACCCCUCCUUGUACUUUCAAAGUAAACUCGGUCUCACACGACAGCGCAAGUCGCGUCGUGAAUUAAUCGCCCUUGUCGUAUUUUCUCAGUCUUCUCCGUUAAUCGCAUCCCGACGACGAUAAUCGAUCAUUCCUCGCGACGCUUAUUUAUUCGCAUCAGGAUCGCGUUUCAUGAAGCGAGACGACGUAAUAUACUAGGCCGUGACUGGAAAAUAGGAUGCCCCAGAAAUAAGCGGCCAAACUUCGAGAGACGUGCUAUCCCGGCAUUAUUUGACAGUCCACGAGGUAUUGAUGUUAGGCGUCCCUUCUACGACGUACGUCCCUUCAGAAUGAAAAGAACAAGGGUCAUUCUAAGAUUAAAUUUCUAUGAACUUUGUCGACGUUCUCGUAAUAUUCUACUGCGGACGAAAACUGUGAGAGCAAAGUAUCUAUGUAUAACUCAGAGGGAGAAAAACAGCGUUUCUGGACGUAUAACCAGCUGGCUUUUUCUCUCUCAACACGAGUUAAAUAAAUUCCUAAGUUUAGUUGUUUAUUUCUGGAACGACCUGUAUAUUACCGCGAUAAUUAUAUAAUAGUCAUAAUAAUAUUUUUUAUAGUAAAAAUAUCAACUUAAAAGGUUUGGUGCAAGAGCGAAGCAAGUUUAUAAUUUAUAAGGUUUCCGUUUUGUACGUUUUAUAUUUAAAAUGAAUUCACAAAUUAUUAAAGAAUAAUUGUUGGAUUAAUAUUUCUAUUCAUCAAUUCUCUUUAUAAUGCUGUUUACAAAUUUAUUAGGUAUAAAUUGAAAAGUAAGAAAUUCUAAAUAUCUGCUUAUUAAUUGAAUUGUCAUUGAAUGACAUUCUUUUAUCCAUAGACAUCGUCUAACAUUACAAAUGUCGUAAUGUUAUGAGAUAGAUUCCAAAUUGAUGGUACUAUCAUUGCUACUGUCUAUGAUCACCGAGAACAAUAAGCGUGAGAUGCGUCGCGCUAGCGAUAAAACAACUUCGAACGUUAUGUAUUAUAGAGGAUCGGACCCUACAAUAGAGGUUUUCGUUUCAACAAUGAAUUCGAUAGAUGAUGCACUAGAAAAGUACGAAAAAUAAACCUAUUCCAAUUGUCGCGUUUUCACGUCAAUUGUUGUAUUAUGUAGAUAAAUGUGGGAAUUUAUGUAUGCUCGUAGAAAACUAUGUUUCGCGAAAAUCGGGUUCGGCCUUCUUUUUAUUAAAUGACAUCGACCAUAACGGCCAGUGAUUUUAAAGAGAAGCGUUUAGAGUAUUUAGCGAAAGAAGAAUUUCAGAUGUGCAACGGACAAGGGAAUGAAAACUUCCCUCUUUUCUUCCCUCUACGAAUAAAGUUUCUGGUUGGUCGGUCUAGGAAGAUAUAAUCCAGCGCAAGGUUGUAGAACCAUUCAACGUUAAAUACGGUUGCCUCAAUAUACGGGGUAAAAUAUGCAAAAACGAGUUAACCUACCAAAUAAUUUUGAAUAAAUUAAGUCUAAAACUCCGACUUUUAUAUUGCUAACACAGCAACGCGCUGAGUUUAUAAUAUGAGUUUAUAAUAACAUAACUUUCAUUCUUUUUUUUUUUUUUUUUUUAAUGUUCUGGGUGAACUCAUUCAUGCAUAACACCGUCUAAUUAACAUAUAUAUGUCUACAAAAUUCGCGAACUGGCGUUUUUAUCAUCUAUACCUCCACCGUAUCUUGUUUUCACAAUUUAUUAUAACAAAUUCGCGUUAAAUAAAAUUUUUCACGUUCGCCAUAUUUUGUAGAUAGCAUAGUUCAUCCGUGGCGUUUUUAAGUAGACCACUUUCGGUCGAUAUCUAUUAAAAAAAUAAUAAAUUGUGAAUAUAUUUCUGAUAUAUAAUAUUAGAAGUUAAUAUUAAAUCGGUACUAAAGCUUUGUCAUCAAAUAAAGUUUAAAACUUCAGUUAAUUUUGUUAUUCUUAAUCAAAAAUUGUUUCAUAUAAUUAAAAAAUCUUUUUUGCAAAUUUUCUCUUUUAAAUAAUUCAAAUAUUCUUCAAUCUUUAAUUAAAGAAAAGUUUAAUGAAAAGAUGACGAAGUUUUCGAACCAAUCUAAUAUUUAUGUAAGUGUAAAUAAUAUCCGUGAACUCAAUCAUGAUUUGGUUACAGCACAUUUUUGUUGUUCAUGGAUCCUGACAAUUAUAUUAUCUUCUUAGAAAAGAAAUAACCACUAUGACUGCAAACGGCAGUGGGCAUGUCGAAAGGCAAGCUUGUCGAAAUCUAUCUGUCGAAUUAUGGAAUUAAAUUAUUUUAAUAUUA